UGCAAUGCAUUAUAAAGUUGAAUGGCGUACUUUUCACGCAAAACCGUUACAGUUGAAAGAAAACAAAGUGUAUAAUUAUUCAUUGUUCAGUAAUAAUUAUUUUAACUGGAAAAUAUCUCUUAUAAUUUUUAUAAAUGAUAUUUAACUUAAUAUCAUUGGCAAGAUAAAAGAGAAAUUAUUUAUUUGUCAUUUAUUAUCAAACAAUCAGAGUGAAUAUCUCACUCUAACUUUCCAUUUCAAUAUUACGUUCAUUUAUAUUUAACUAUUAACACAUUAAAUAUUAUAAUAUUGAUUAUUAUAAUAAUUUUUGUGCUGCAUAUGAUAUUAGGAUAUAAUUUGCCCUUGUAUGUCAAUUUUUUUAUUAAAUAGAUAAACGUAAUUCACAGUGACAUUAGUUUAUGUUCUCAAUACAAAAUAUAUAAUUGAAAAAAAGUAAACAAUUAAGAAUGGCACCAGGACGAGAAGAAGUUCCUGUUAAAAGAAUAGCAGCACCAGGUUGUAAGUUGCCAGCAAAAUUACCAGCAAAUGAGAUUCUUACAGAUAUUACUCAGAAUAAAUGGAGACUUGGCAAUAGCAUUGGAUAUGGUGGAUUUGGUGAUAUAUAUUUAGCUUCCAAAGAUAUCACAUCUCCAGUAGGUGAUGAUGCACAAUAUGUUAUUAAAAUUGAACCACAUAAUAAUGGACCUUUGUUCGUUGAGAUGAACUUUUACAUUCGAGUAUCUAGAAAACAUAUGAUUGAAAGUUGGUGUAAAACACAAAGAAAAAGAAGAAUAGGUGUUCCAACUUAUGAGGGAUCUGGGUCUCAUAUUUAUCAAGGACAACGUUACAGAUUUUUAGUUAUACCAAGAUACGGUAUAGAUAUUGGUAAACUGUUUAUAUCAAAUAACAGAAAAUUACCAACUAGGCUUGUUAAUAAUUUAGCUGUACAAAUGCUAGAUGCAUUAGAGUACAUUCACAGUCACGGUUAUGCUCAUGCAGAUAUUAAAGGCCCAAAUAUUUUAUUAGCCCCUUACGAAGAAAGUGUAGUAAGAGAAAGAUCUCAAGCUUACUUGGUAGAUUAUGGAUUGGCUUAUCGCUUUAGAACAACAGCAGGUAAUCAUAAACCAUUUGUUCAUGAUGAAAGAAGAGCACACGAGGGAACCUUGGAAUUUACAUCUCGUGAUGCACAUCAUGGAACACACUCGAGAAGAGGAGAUCUUGAAACAUUAGGGUAUAACUUAUUACAAUGGAUGUGUGGUAAAUUACCAUGGGAAAAAGAUAGUAACGAUUUAUCCGAAGCAAUAGAUCCGGAAGAAGUUCAUGCUGAAAAGGAAGCUUUAUUAUCAAAUUUACCCUUACUUAUGGAAAAAUGUUUUCCAAACAGAAAGAAUUAUCCAUCUGCUCUCGUGGAAUAUAUGAAAUAUAUCACAGAAUUAGACUUUGAAAGCAAACCAAAUUAUUCUUAUCUAAGAAGUCUAUUUCAACCUGGCACCAAUCAAGAAAGUAAAGUUCCUACAUGCCUCUUCAACAUCCAUGAGUCCAAUGAGAACACUUGUGCCACGUCAAUUAGGCGACCUUAUUUACGAGAACGAAAGCCAUGCAGACCCGUAAAUGGCGAGAUUCGAAUAACAAGAAAUACACAAUUGAAAAGUCAACCAAAAAAAUUCUGUUGGGAGGAAGUAUUGGCAUUUCAUCCAGACAGACUAGCAAAAAUUAGUGUACAAACGCCGCCAACUCCAUUGACACCACCACCAUCCCCGCCACCAUCGCCAAUUCCAUCACUACCAACUUAUGCGAUGUUAGAUGUUAUUCGUAGGAUGAAAGAGAGACAAUCAGGAGCAUAUAAACAUAGAUCACGAUUAGUAGACAUUGACUUUAAAGCAAAAUGGAUGACUCCGGCGAUGGAAGAAGUUGUACGUUUAAAAAAGAGAUCAUCGGAAACUUUGGUUUCUUCCAUUAAUAACAAUACCUCUGGUACGGCACGUGUAACGCGUUCUCGAGUGGCAAAAUUAAAACGUCUGGGAAAACACGACAAGUUCGAUCAAGUACUGAAAAGCUCCAGUAAUAACAGAGGCGCACAAAGAAAAAAAUAAAACAUUAUGCUAUUAAGCUAAAAAUUUUGUCGAUCAAUCUCAAAUGUCUGUUGUUAUCGAACAAUAUAUUUGCCUCUCCGAUUAUUUUAUUAUCAGACAUAUACUUAAUAAGUAUUAUAUAAUUUUUUUUUAGCUUAUACUUAGAUUUAUAUAAUAAUUAAUGUUCGACGUUCCUCACGCGAAAGGAUAAAAAUUUGAUCUAUUAUUAUUAACAUCAUUACUGUUAUAGUUCACUGUACAAUGUUAUUAAAAAAAAAAAAAAGAAAAAAAAAGAAAAAAAAAAGAAAAAAAAAACGACAAAAAAAAACAAACAAAACAAAAAACAAGAAAAAACAACAAAAAUGUGUACCGUCGAGACAGUUCCGCGUUAAUCGACGAAUAAAAAAAAAACUACACUUCUCUGUGUAUCGUGAUUUUUGAUUUAAC
Molecule: messenger RNA, 2498 nt
Organism: Vespa mandarinia (Asian giant hornet)
Lineage: Eukaryota; Metazoa; Arthropoda; Insecta; Hymenoptera; Vespidae
Product: serine/threonine-protein kinase VRK1
Biological process (GO): protein phosphorylation
Molecular function (GO): ATP binding; protein kinase activity
Source: RefSeq, a predicted model, not a curated record